Penicillium manginii is the source of this 213-nucleotide messenger RNA. RefSeq lists its product as uncharacterized. The coding region runs from base 1 to 213 and encodes 70 amino acids. The record is from RefSeq and is a predicted model, not a curated record. The transcript has 2 exons. NCBI's taxonomy places the organism in Eukaryota, Fungi, Ascomycota, Eurotiomycetes, Eurotiales, Aspergillaceae.
AUGGUCACGAAUGGCAAUGCAGCACGAGACGGGAAUCAUCAUCACAAUGUUGGCCUUGGAGCAUCUUCCCUAGAGGAAGAAUCGGGUUUAAUGGCAGAUUGUGCCUCUGAGCGCAGUUUUGGAAAUCAAGAUCCAGCCGCGCACCGUAAAGAUGAGGCCCCCCCAUCAGAUCAAGAGAAUAUUCCACAAGAGCCAGGCCUCGGCGGAUUUUAG